Molecule: messenger RNA, 2576 nt
Organism: Ochotona princeps (American pika)
Lineage: Eukaryota; Metazoa; Chordata; Mammalia; Lagomorpha; Ochotonidae
Gene: EPB41L5
Product: erythrocyte membrane protein band 4.1 like 5
Exons: 25
Coding region: 167-2365 (732 amino acids)
Cellular component (GO): cytoskeleton
Molecular function (GO): cytoskeletal protein binding
Source: RefSeq, a predicted model, not a curated record
CGCGCGGAGGGGCUUUAAGGCGGGGUGGGGGGCCGCCCGGGUCCGGCCGGGGGAUUAACGCCGGUGGGCGCGCGCCGCGGGCCGCCAUUUCCGGGCGUCUCCGGAGGAGCCGCCCCCUCUGGUGUCCUUGGCUCGGCGCGCCGCCGUGCGCGGCUCAGUGGCAGAAAUGCUGCGGUUCCUACGUAGAACCCUCGGGCGCCGGUCCAUGCGGAAACAUGCUGAGAAGGAACGGCUCCGAGAGGCGCAGCGCGCUCCCACUCACAUUCCUGCCGCUGGAGAUGCCAAGUCCAUCAUCACGUGUCGGGUGUCCUUGCUGGAUGGCACCGACGUGAGUGUUGACUUACCGAAAAAAGCCAAAGGACAGGAGCUGUUUGAUCAGAUUAUGUAUCACCUGGACCUUAUUGAGAGUGACUAUUUUGGCCUGAGAUUUAUGGAUUCAGCUCAAGUUGCACAUUGGUUGGAUGGCACAAAAAGCAUCAAGAAACAAGUGAAAAUUGGUUCACCAUAUUGUCUGCAUCUUCGAGUUAAGUUUUAUUCCUCAGAACCGAAUAAUCUUCGUGAAGAGCUGACGCGGUAUUUAUUUGUUCUGCAGUUAAAACAAGACAUUCUCAGUGGAAAAUUAGAAUGCCCCUUCGAUACAGCGGUGCAGUUGGCAGCAUAUAACCUGCAAGCUGAACUUGGUGACUAUGAUCUUGCAGAGCACAGUCCUGAACUUGUCUCUGAGUUCAGGUUUGUGCCUGUUCAGACGGAAGAGAUGGAACUGGCUAUAUUUGAAAAAUGGAAAGAAUACAGAGGUCAGACACCAGCACAAGCUGAAACCAAUUAUUUGAAUAAAGCCAAAUGGCUAGAAAUGUAUGGGGUUGACAUGCACGUGGUCAAGGCUAGAGAUGGGAAUGACUAUAGCUUGGGACUAACCCCCACAGGAGUCCUCGUUUUUGAAGGAGAGACCAAAAUCGGCUUAUUUUUUUGGCCCAAGAUAACCAGAUUGGAUUUCAAGAAGAAUAAAUUAACAUUGGUGGUUGUAGAAGAUGAUGAUCAGGGUAAAGAGCAGGAGCACACGUUUGUCUUUAGACUGGAUCAUCCCAAAGCGUGCAAGCAUUUGUGGAAGUGCGCUGUGGAGCACCAUGCCUUCUUCCGCCUCCGUGGCCCCGUGCAAAAGAGUUCUCACCGGUCGGGCUUCAUUCGACUGGGAUCACGAUUUAGAUACAGUGGGAAAACGGAGUAUCAGACCACAAAAACCAGCAAAGCAAGAAGAUCCACAUCCUUUGAAAGGAGGCCCAGCAAACGAUAUUCUCGACGAACUCUGCAAAUGAAAGCAGAUACAGCAAAAUCUGAAGUGUUCAGUGUUCACAAUAAUGUUUCAUCUCAGAGCAAUGGCUCCCAACAGGCUUGGGGUGCGAGAUCUGCCGUGCCGGUGGUUCCUUCUACGACCUCUGGGCCUGUGCUGGUGGAGAUCGAGAAUCUUCCACAGAAUCCUGGGACUGAGCAGCACAACAGGAAAUGCUUGCCUGUGAGUACCAAUUUGCUAGAAAGCCCAGAUUUGCUGGAAACGGCCAUAGGCAGUGUUGUGGAUACCUCUGACAAAAUGGAACCAUCCCAUGCACCGGAUGAUCAUUCAGCUGCGAGACACAUGGGAUCUGAGGAGCCUGCCGUCGAAUGCAGGACACUGGAAGAGCCUUCAGAGAAGCUGAAACAGCUGGCGUUGGAGAGCAGCCCUUUGCCAUCGCCCCGCCCCGGUGUCAAUGUGAAUGUGAACGUCAACAGCCCGGGGGAGGUUGUGAAGUUGACCGAGAAGUGUCUUAAUAACGUCAUCGAGAGCCCAGGACUGAAUGCUGCGAGAGUCCCUCCCGACUUCAAGAGUAACAUUCUGAAGGCUCAAGUGGAAGCAGUGCAGAAGGUUCCAAGAGAAGAUGGCUUAAGUCAUAAAAAUGCCAGUAUUCAGGAGCCUCCUGCAAACAGUGCUGUGUUCAGUGAGAACAGUGUGCCCCUCUGCAAAGACAUGCUGGGCCUCGCGCAUGCCACACCUGCAGACAGCAGUUGCAUCCUGAAGGAGGCCACUGAUGAACUGGACGCCUUACUUUUGUCUCUGACCGAGGAUCUCACUGAGCGCACAGUCACACCUCAGGUGUCUUCAGCAGCCACAAUUACACCCCGGUGGAUUGUUCCGCAGGGCAGCGCCAUUGCCAAUGGGCUCGCAGGCUGUGGAGCGUCCCUGACAGGGAAGGAGGGGCCUGGGAAAAAGGACGGACUGUCGCUUAUCUCACCACCAGCGCCAUUCUCAGUCGACGCCGUCAUCAGCUCAACCCCCGCCCUGGCGGAAGAGGCCGCCCUGAAGCCCAGGUGCUUACUGACCACCGAGCUCUGACCGGAAGCCUCCCCCUGCCAGCAGUCCGUCCCAGAAUCCGGUUCAGCUGAAUGUGUUGGACUCCGCAGCAGCUCGUCCUGUGCCAGUAGACAAGAAUCUCUGCCUAGAUUUGACUUUCCGUCCGCCUGGAGCGAUCUGGUGGCGCCGGCUGCCCUGAGCCUGGCUCUCCCUGCGAGUUUCCUCCGAGCUCGUGGCUCCCCCUAGCGGCUGC